AUGGAGAUGUUUCCUUUGUGUCCUGGAGAAAGUGUGAUAGUCUGGUUUUAUCUUUACAGGAGCAGGAAAAUUCAGAUUCGAAACAUCCCUCCUCACCUGCAGUGGGAGGUGUUAGAUGGACUUUUGGCUCAGUAUGGGACUGUGGAGAAUGUGGAACAAGUCAACACAGACACAGAAACUGCUGUUGUUAACGUCACAUAUGCAACAAGAGAAGAAGCAAAAACAGCCAUCGAGAAGCUAAGCGGACAUCAGUUUGAGAACUACUCCUUCAAGAUUUCCUACAUCCCAGAUGAAGAGGUGAGCUCCCCUUCACCCCCUCAGCGAGCCCAGCGUGGGGACCACUCUUCCCGGGAGCAAGGCCACGCCCCCGGGGGCUCUUCUCAGGCCAGACAGAUUGAUUUCCCGCUGCGGAUCCUGGUCCCCACCCAGUUUGUUGGUGCCAUCAUCGGAAAGGAGGGCUUGACCAUAAAGAACAUCACUAAGCAGACCCAGUCCCGGUACGUGCUUCCGGGGCUUCCUUUGCUUCCUUCUGAGGGGUCCCCUGCGUGCUGGUGGGUCUCAGCCACCCCCAGGUCACUAUUGCUUACAUCAGCAGUGGGUGGCUGUGCUGUAUGGGACCGUGGCUUCUUUAAACAGGAGUACUAACAGACUAACGCCAAGCUGGGGGCUUUGAUGAGCUUUCAUGCUAAUGGCCUAACGGUCACACCCUGGAAGGCUAAAGGUUAAUAAAGAGGGUCCUGAUGUCCUCACAGCCAAGGACUGUUCCCAAGAGCUUAACUAAUGCUCGUGAAUGCAUUUAUUUCUCAUACAGCAGAGGUAUGGGGCUCUGUGGGAUCCUAGAACCUACUCAUCUUAGCUCUUAUCUCCUCCCCUGAGUCAGAGCCCCAGGGGUAACCAUUCUCUGAGACCACCUGGGUCAUCUCACAAAGAGCUUCAUAAAGAAGUGGGUGAGUCACUGCUAUGUCGAGCAAGAAGUAAAUACACUGGCCUUAACGUUUAGUUGUCUGUUUAAGGAGAACUGAUAGUAGGAGUUGUAGUGGAUAGAAUGACUUGUGGAGUUGUUAAUUUUUGUAUGUUCAUAAGACCACAGCACAGUGUAAUGAGGAAAGCACAGGACUUGAAAACAAAGACUCGUGUUCAAGUUUUACCACUUAAUGCCUGUAUGAUCUUGG
Messenger RNA from Galeopterus variegatus (Sunda flying lemur), 1172 nucleotides. RefSeq names its product insulin-like growth factor 2 mRNA-binding protein 2. The record is from RefSeq and is a predicted model, not a curated record. The transcript is spliced from 5 exons. Bases 1 to 645 code for a protein of 214 amino acids. Lineage: Eukaryota; Metazoa; Chordata; Mammalia; Dermoptera; Cynocephalidae. Gene Ontology annotation, molecular function: RNA binding.